Messenger RNA from Alligator sinensis (Chinese alligator), 2073 nucleotides. It is a transcript of the gene TRMT61A, whose product is annotated as tRNA methyltransferase 61A. Lineage: Eukaryota; Metazoa; Chordata; Crocodylia; Alligatoridae. Gene Ontology annotation, biological process: tRNA methylation. The transcript is spliced from 4 exons. The coding region runs from base 144 to 1070 and encodes 308 amino acids. Gene Ontology annotation, cellular component: tRNA (m1A) methyltransferase complex; nucleus. The record is from RefSeq and is a predicted model, not a curated record.
GGCGAGGGAGGCUCCGCCCCCUCGCGUCACAGGCUGCGACCGGCGGCGCGGAAACCUGGGGGGCUCCACGUGCGCGGCCGGAGCGGGCCGGGUCGGGCCGGGCCUGCAGGUGAAAAUAGCCAGCCAGCUACAAGAUUGCCACGAUGAGUUUUGUUGAAUAUGGAGAUACAAUACAAGAAGGAGACACAGCUAUUGUCUUCUUGGGUCAUGAAUCUAUGUUUCCUGUGAAAGUCCAGCAUGGCAGCAAAACUCAGACUAAGUAUGGUGUCAUUAGACAUUCCACUGAUCUCAUAGGCAAAAAGUAUGGCUCAAAGGUGACCUGCAGUAAAGGGGGAUGGGUGGUUAUUCUCCAUCCGACUCCAGAGUUAUGGACUAUGAAUCUUCCCCACAGAACUCAAAUUCUUUAUUCAACUGACAUCUCUCUAAUCACCAUGAUGUUAGAACUGAAGCCAGGAUCCAUAGUGUGUGAAUCAGGUACUGGAAGCGGUUCCCUUUCUCAUGCUAUCAUCAGGACAGUGGCUCCAACUGGGCAUCUGUACACAGUGGAGUUCCACCAACAGCGGGCAGAGAAAGCCGUGGAGGAGUUCCGGGAACAUAAAGUAGAGCACCUCGUUACUGUGAAAAACCAGGAUGUCUGUAAAAAUGGGUUCGGGGUCUCCAACGUGGCAGAUGCUGUGUUCCUAGACAUUCCAUCUCCAUGGGAGGCUAUAGGACACGCAAAAUCAGCAUUGAAAGUUGAAGGCGGACGCUUCUGUUCCUUCUCCCCUUGCAUCGAACAAGUUCAAAGAACAUGCCUGGCUUUGGAAGAACAUGGUUUCACUGAGAUUAACACUUUGGAAAUUCUCCUCCGAGUAUACAACGUAAGGACAAUUAGCUUGCAAAUCCCUGACCUUGGAAAAGCAGCAGAGGAUAAUUCCAACCCAGGAUUUGACAGCAGCAACCAAGCAAACCAAGGUGUCCUGUGUGGUAGUCAGCAGCAAGGAACCAUACAGUUUAAAAGUGGUGUGCCACUCCGGGAAAUGGUGGGGCAUACUGGCUAUCUAACCUUUGCUACCAAGAGCCUGUUGUAGUAUGUUUGGCAUUUGAGUGUGCAUACAGCUUGUCUUUAUAUCUAUGAGGUUAUUUUUUCUAUUGAAGGAGAUCCAACUUGUACUCGUCAGUGAAUUCCAUAUAUAGUCAGAUUCAGUUAAAAUAUGUUUUGUUUAAAUAACACUUGAGCACUAACUAGACCAGCGGAGCUAGGAUGCUGAGGCUCUGGAACAGGGCUCCUUUAGCUGCCAAGAGGAAGGUAAUUUACUACUUGAUGGCAAUUCAUUGGAAUUAGAAAAUAAAACCACUUAUUGAUAAGUCUGGGUUAAGAUCACUGGCGUUCCUUUGUGCUUUCUGGAUCUUCUUAUUAAGUUUUCUUCUUUUCCCCAAACCACAUGGGACCCUUCUUUUUGUUGACUCCCAUAGGGUUUGUGUGUGUGUGUGCAAAACAUGAAAGUUUCUAGUGGCCUCAGUUGCAAUGCUGAAGUUGUAAACUCAUACAGCUGUCACAGAGAUUGAUUGCAGAAUAGUGUUUCCCUAGAAUGGUAUUUGGCCAGAAGGAAGAUUUUUUGCUCUGGGUUCAAGAACACAACCUCUUUACCCCGUUUCACAAAGGCAUCUGCAAAUCAGUUGAACUACAGAAAAUUCUGUCAAGCUUGCUGAUUGGUUUACAAGAAUGGUUUGGAAAGAUCUUCCCAUUUUAGAGAUCUGGUCCAGAAUGGCUCAUUCAUACUGCCACAUUAUAAUAGAACAGCUGCUUUCACUUUUCUGAAGAUGGUUAUAAAUGUAUUAAGAAUGGCCACUUAUUGUUAACUUCAUACAUCUCUGUGAUCAGUAUACCUUAGUUGUGGGGAUUAUUUUUUUAAAUAUAUGUUAAGUUACCAGGGCCUGCUAUAUAUUAGUGAUGGGAAGCUUGCUUCUGGCAGCAUUUAACAAUGCAAAUGUAGUAAUUUACUGUAACACCCAUCGUUAGGCUUUUUUACCAAGGUUGCUUGGUGAUUCGGAUCGUUUUUGAAUACCAGAUUAAAUUUAAUUUUUACUGCU